Messenger RNA from Gambusia affinis (western mosquitofish), 2613 nucleotides. RefSeq names its product extracellular calcium-sensing receptor-like. Gene Ontology annotation, biological process: G protein-coupled receptor signaling pathway. Gene Ontology annotation, cellular component: membrane. The coding region runs from base 256 to 2613 and encodes 785 amino acids. NCBI's taxonomy places the organism in Eukaryota, Metazoa, Chordata, Actinopteri, Cyprinodontiformes, Poeciliidae. The transcript has 8 exons. Gene Ontology annotation, molecular function: G protein-coupled receptor activity. The record is from RefSeq and is a predicted model, not a curated record.
CUCUUGGCUCGAUUUGUAAAUGUCCUGACACAGAGGACUGAGCCUGGAGUCGGCACUGAGGCUUCACCCAUCAGGUGUACUCUGCUGGGUACGCCUCGUUCACCUGCGUUCUCAAAGGACGGGGACUUUCUCAUCGGAGGGGUUUCCUCUAUUCAUUACCAACUUUACGCAGUGAUUUAUAAUUACACCACCAAGCCUGAGCCUCCGAGAUGCACAGGGAGUUUCAAUGCUCGGGGGCUGCGUUUCUUCCGCACAAUGAUCUUUGCCAUUGAGGAGAUUAACAACAGCACAGAGCUGCUGCCCGGCAUCAAACUGGGAUAUCGUCUCUAUGAUUCCUGCGUCUCGGUUCCUGUCUCGGUGCAUGUUGCUUUUCAGCUGUCAAACGGUCAGGACCCUGUGGUUUACACAGGAGAUAAUUGUUCUCAGUCUGGAGUGGUGGUGGCUGCUGUGGGAGACUCUGGAUCCUCUCCAUCCAUCAGCAUGUCACACAUCAUGGGGCCCUUCAACAUUCCUCUGGUGAGCCACUUUGCCACUUGUGCCUGCCUUUCAAACAAACAACAGUUCCCGACUUUUUUCAGAACGAUUCCCAGUGACCAUUACCAAGCUGACGCACUGGCCAAAUUGGUGAAACACUUUGGAUGGACGUGGAUAGGAGCCGUCCAUUCUGACUCAGAUUAUGGAAAUAAUGGCAUGGCUUCUUUUCUUGAAGCUGCACUGAGAGAGGGGAUCUGUGUGGAGUACAUUGAAUCAUUUUUUAGAACCAACCAACAGAGCAAGAUCAGAAGAGUUGCAGACGUUAUCCGUAGAUCCACAGCGAUGGUUGUGGUGGCAUUUACAGCCUCUGGUGAUAUGAAAGUCCUUCUAGAAGAACUGGCUCGGGAUCCUCCUCCACCUCGUCAGUGGAUCGGGAGUGAAUCUUGGGUAACAGAUCCACUCUUGAUGAGCUUCAGUUUCUGUGAAGGAGCCAUCGGAGUUGCCAUUCAGAAGUCUGUCAUCCCAGGUCUGAGAGAUUUCCUCCUGGAUCUCUCUCCAUCUGAAGUGGCUGCUUCCCCACUGCUGACUGAGUUCUGGGAGGAUGCAUUCAACUGCAGCCUCACAACAACUGCUGAUCCAAACAAGAGAGUGUGUGAUGGAACUGAAGAUCUAAAAACCCUUAAGAGUCCGUACACUGAAACGUCUCAGUUAAGAGUUUCUAACAUGGUGUACAAGGCUGUUUAUGCUGUAGCACAUGCCAUUCACAAUGCAGUGUGUCAGAAAAAAAGAACAUCAAUUCAAUAUGACGACCAUAUCAGAAUGGAGCCCAAACAGGUUCUUAAAGAAUUAAAGGAAGUGAACUUCUCCAAGAACGGUUAUCAUGUCUCAUUUGAUGCUAAUGGAGAUCCUGUGGCUUUUUAUGAACUUGUAAACUGGCAGAAAAGUGAGAGUGGAGUUAUUGAACUGGUGACAGUGGGAUAUUAUGAUGCUUCACUGCCAAGAGGCCAGGAGUUUCAUAUCAACAGAAACAUAACAUGGCUGGAUGGUGGAACACAAGUUCCAGUGUCAGUUUGUUCAGAGAGUUGUCCUCCAGGAACUCGCAAAGUGUUGCAGAAAGGAAAACCAAUCUGCUGCUAUGACUGUAUACCAUGUCCUGAAGGAGAGAUCAGCAACAUGACAGAUUCCCCUGAUUGCUUCCCAUGCUCCAGAGAAUUCUGGCCAAAUCCAAAGAGAGAUGCUUGUUUCCACAAACCUGUUGAGUUUCUUUCCUUUGAUGACGUUCUGUCAAUCAUCCUGACUGUAGUGUCAAUCAGUGGAGCCUUUCUGGCCGUCAUAACAGCCGUAAUUUUCUUCCAUCACAGAACAACUCCAAUUGUCAGAGCCAACAACUCUGAGCUGAGUUUCCUGCUGCUCUUCUCUCUGACUCUGUGUUUCUUAUGUUCAUUAACUUUCAUUGGAGCCCCCUCUGAGUGGUCCUGCAUGCUGCGGCACACAGCGUUUGGCAUCACAUUUGUUCUCUGUAUCUCCUGCGUUCUUGGCAAAACUAUAGUGGUUCUAAUGGCCUUUAAAGCUACACUUCCUGGUAGUAAUGCUAUGAAAUGGUUUGGUCCUCCACAGCAAAGAUUGACUGUAGUAUCUUUUACAUUUAUUCAGGUUAUAAUAUGUAUCAUUUGGUUGGUUGUGAGUCCUCCCUUCCCAGUGAAAAAUCUGACCACCUACAAGGAGAAGAUCAUCCUGGAAUGUGCGUUAGGCUCUGCUGUUGGUUUCUGGGCUGUGCUCGGCUACAUCGGCCUGCUGGCUGUGUUUUGCUUUGUGUUAGCUGUUCUAGCUCGGAAACUACCUGAUAAUUUCAACGAAGCCAAGAUGAUAACCUUCAGCAUGUUGAUAUUCUGUGCAGUCUGGAUCACCUUCAUCCCAGCUUAUGUCAGCUCUCCUGGGAAAUUUACUGUGGCUGUGGAGAUAUUUGCUAUUCUGGCCUCCAGUUUUGGACUGAUACUGUGUAUAUUUGCUCCAAAGUGUUUCAUCAUUUUGUUUCAGCCAGAAAAGAACACCAAAAAAAUAUUUGAAAAACAACUGAUGGUAAAUUAUCUAAAGAAUAGCAGCGAAAUUACAGAAGAGUAUUAUCAAUUGAAUUCCUAA